AUGGAUUUGGCAAAGAAAGUCGCAAAAAGCCUAGGUGCUGGUUUGAUUGCAGUGCCUGUGAUUCUUAUUCAAUUUGGUGGAAAAGACCCCGUGAUGAAUCCUAUGAUGGCUUUCUUGGUCGGAGCGAUCGCGCGUGGUGUCUUGCAGUUUAUCUCGAAAGCAAUUGACAAUGGCGAUUUCGGAAUAAUUGAACAUGAUGUUCACGUUGGUACCAUUUUGGGAUCCGCUGUUUGUGUAUACGUGAUGUUUCUUCUUAUCGCACUAGCAACCAUGAUGAACCCUAAUCUUGAAGGCGAGGAAGCAAAGGUCUUGGGAACGUUUGCAGUGACUAUCGUCUGUAACUCUGUACUGCUCUAA
Arabis nemorensis is the source of this 357-nucleotide messenger RNA. The record is from the annotation of a GenBank genome assembly. Lineage: Eukaryota; Viridiplantae; Streptophyta; Magnoliopsida; Brassicales; Brassicaceae.